CUGGUGUGCUCGUGACGUGACGGGAGGAGCCCCCCUGCGAAGAUGUCGGACACCGCGGAGUCAGCCGGUGCGCUGGGCACCCUCUUCUUCUAUGUGAUGUUCGUGCACCCCGUGUGUGCAUGGAUCCUCGCCCCCAAGAGGUUCCCCAAGGACAGAGCCAUCGUGUACGCCAUCGCGUUCCUGGCGACGAUAGCCAUCGGCAAGAUGGUGAGAGAUGGGCAGAGAUCGCAGACAAACAAAAAGACCAUAGGGUGGUAUAGACCAGUUGCGAAAAUGGCGUUGGAGAACGCGGAGCGGGGGCCGAACUUCUACCAGCUGCUCGGGGUGCGGAGAGGGAGCAGUGCCAUCGAGAUCAAGAGAGCGUACCGACAGCUGUCGCUCGAGCUGCACCCGGACAAGAACCCCUCCCAGGACGCAGCGGACAUGUUCUCCAAGAUACAGGCCGCCCAGGAGGUUUUGAUGGACUCGGAGAAGCGGGAGAUCUACGACAAGCUCGGACCGGAGGCGGCUACGUCAAAGCACCCCUUCAACGAGAACACCAUGCUCAUUGAGAUGGCUAUCUGGUACAUCACGUGGGGAGUUCUGGCUUACGUGAUGACUCUCGGGAAGGCUAACCGCCAGGCGCGGGAUUGGGUCUUCACCGGGCAGAUCGUCAUGCUGGCGGUGGAGGUGGCGAUCGUCACGACUCCGGGUGGCGACGGGGUGUUGCCGUCCUGGCUUUUCCCUCACAUGGCGGAGUACGAGGUGGUUUGGAUCUUGCAUUCCAUCUUCCCCGCCUACAUGAACGGCUGUCGAUCACUGGGAAACCACCUGUUCGUGGACGUUGACCAGCAGACGAGAGACAUGCUCCUGGCUCUUAGGGCGGGGCACCAGCCCGUGGUCACGAAAGUGCUAGAGCCAUAUGAGGAUCUAAAGAAUACGCACGCAUGUAACGAGAAAAAGGUAUCCAAGAGCCCGAAGAGGUACACCUAAAAAUCCCUGCAGCACCGUAUGCGUGCCCAAAAACUGAACUGCACGUCCGUCCCACCGUUCGACUACAGUAGCAUCACCCCCUCCCUGUCCCACUCUAUACCAAAACGGAAGAUUGCC
Molecule: messenger RNA, 1089 nt
Organism: Ectocarpus sp. CCAP 1310/34
Lineage: Eukaryota; Phaeophyceae; Ectocarpales; Ectocarpaceae
Source: the annotation of a GenBank genome assembly